This is a messenger RNA of Kwoniella mangroviensis CBS 8507, 912 nucleotides long. RefSeq lists its product as uncharacterized. NCBI's taxonomy places the organism in Eukaryota, Fungi, Basidiomycota, Tremellomycetes, Tremellales, Cryptococcaceae. Bases 1 to 912 code for a protein of 303 amino acids. The record is from RefSeq and is a predicted model, not a curated record. The transcript has a single exon.
AUGUCAUCUCCUACAUCAAUUAUAAGUAGAAUCUCUCCUCCACUAAUAACUCCUCAUGCUUCCCCACCUAUACAUACCCAAGUACGACGAUCUUCCUCCACUUCAACCAGAACCACUACCACUACAGCUAGCAAGAGCGUUACACUAAGUGCUGAAGAGAGAUUAUCCAAAUUACUAUCGACGAUCUCAUCCGUCUUAGUCGCAUACUCCAAAUCCCUCAACGCUUCUCCUAGGUACACGAACUCUCUGAUCGAUUUUUACCAUAGAGCAGUUUCGCUCUCUCCUAAUCCAAAGGCGGUACCUCGGCUACCCACUCCUCUAAUUAGUCCUCCAUCCUCAGAAUCUCAUGGCAGUAGAAGUAGACCAAAUCCUUCUCUCUCUUCUAUCCUUCUCCAAUCACAUCCUCCCGUCACUCAUAAGCAUGGACGUUAUCAUAAAUACAACAUUAGACGGAAGAGUGAUCAAAUUAACAUGAAAGAUAUGCAUGAGCAUACACACAAUGAAGCUAAUAAGAAUCAACACAACCACAGUAGGCAAGUCGACGACAAUUCGAGGGACGGAUUACAAGGGCUCGAAGACAGAGUCCGCAAAUUGGAGAGGGAAUGUUGGACAAGUGAAAUCGUAGCAGCAUGGUAUGGUCCGACAGUCAAUCCAAUUUUAUCUAGAAGAUUAUCUGAUUCAUCAACCAAACCAUCUUGUACGGCAUCACCAAUGAGCAGAAGACAAAGUCUCACCAAUAUGACCUUGCCUGGUUCGCCAUCUAUCGAAUCGAAAGAAAAGAACAAGGAGAUGGAAAGGAGGACAUCGAGCUUCACUCUUUUGAGCGAAUAUAGGAAGAAGAAACAGAGAGAUGAGUGGUUGGAACCUAUCUUGAGGAGAGAUGCGAGUUAUGUAGGGUUACAUGACGAGUAA